GCUUUUUCCAAUCAUUUUGGACCUCUUCUUUUUUUUUUAUUACCCAUUAGUGUAGUGUCCCUGUCAUGUUGCCUGCCACCUGCAAAUAUCUUACCGGACGUAUUUGGACACAGACACAGCGCCCUCUCGUACAGGCUCGAUGGAAUAGCAGUGGAACCAAUGGCGAGCAAUCACCUGUAACACCCAAUGCAGAAAAAGAAACUGCAACCGGCACACCCCUCGACGGCAUUCUGAGUGUUUUGGGCAACAGCACCACAGCGUCAUCGGAGCAAUCAACGGAUAGCGUUUCCAAUGUGUUGAAUGAAUCUGUACAAAAGCAACGUCAAUCACAAGCAAACGAUGGUGCAGCGGGAGGCAGCAAAUUCGAUAUGCUCAUGUUGAGCUCCUCAUUAACGGGCUUGGGUCAGGUUCCACAUCAAAUUCACAUCAAUGCGACAUUGAACAAUACCAUCAUUACUUUGACCCGUCCCAACGGUGCACCUUUGGUUACAACUUCCGGUGGAUCGGUCGGUUUCAAAAAGGCAGCUCGCAGUGGUUACGAAGCCGCCCAUCAAGCCGCAUUGCAACUGUUGGAGAAGAUGCAUGCCAAAAACUUGCAAGUAAAUACUUUGCAUAUGGUUUUGAAAGGAUUCGGUCCCGGUCGCGAUGCCGCAUUCAAGGCUUUGGUAUCAGGCCACCACUGGAAUGUCAAACGUGUCACAGACGCAACACCCAUGCCUUUCGGCGGAUGCCGACCCAAGAAGGCUAGACGCCUUUAGAUUCUGUUUAUAUGCUUUAGAAAAUAGUAGACCAGUAGCAAAAAGUGACCACCAUUGUUUCGAUUUUAUAUGUAUAAAAAGAUAAAAAAUAGG
Messenger RNA from Radiomyces spectabilis, 851 nucleotides. RefSeq lists its product as uncharacterized. Gene Ontology annotation, cellular component: ribosome; mitochondrial small ribosomal subunit. The transcript has a single exon. Gene Ontology annotation, molecular function: small ribosomal subunit rRNA binding; structural constituent of ribosome; mRNA 5'-UTR binding. Lineage: Eukaryota; Fungi; Mucoromycota; Mucoromycetes; Mucorales; Radiomycetaceae. Bases 66 to 758 code for a protein of 230 amino acids. The record is from RefSeq and is a predicted model, not a curated record. Gene Ontology annotation, biological process: translation; ribosomal small subunit assembly; maturation of SSU-rRNA from tricistronic rRNA transcript (SSU-rRNA, 5.8S rRNA, LSU-rRNA).